AUGGGGCCGUUUCGGGGACCGGGGGGUCCUCUGCUGCUGCUGCUGACUGUCUUGGCGCUGUCCCUGGCCUCGCCCCCCACCCCCCCGCUCCGCAGCUUCUCCCCGGCCGGGGGGGGCCUGACGCACCUGGCGGUCCACGACCAAACGGGCGACGUCUACGCCGGCGCGGUCAACCGCGUCUACAAGCUCUCCGGCAACCUGACCGAGCUGCGGGCGCACGUGACGGGACCCGUGCAGGACAACGAGAGGUGCUACCCGCCCCCCGGGGUGCAGCCCUGCCCCCACGCCCUGGCGUCCACCGACAACGUCAACAAGCUGCUCCUGCUGGACCCCGCGCACAACCGGCUGCUGGCCUGCGGCAGCGCCUCCCAGGGCAUCUGCCAGUUCCUGCGGCUGGACGACCUGUUCAAGCUGGGCGAGCCCCACCACCGCAAGGAGCACUACCUCUCCAGCGUCCGCCAGGCGGAGGGCAUGGCCGGGGUGCUGAUCCCCGGCUCCCGGGGCGGCCCCAGCACUCUCUUCGUCGGCACGCCCGUCGACGGAAAGUCCGAGUACUUCCCCACCCUGUCCAGCCGCAAGCUGGUGGCCAACGAGGAGAACGCCGACAUGUUCAGCUUCGUCUACCAGGACGAGUUUGUCUCCUCGCAGCUGAAGAUCCCCUCGGACACGCUCUCCAAGUUCCCGGCCUUCGACAUCCGCUACGUGCACGGCUUCCGCAGCGAGCACUUCGUCUACUUCCUGUCCCUGCAGCUGGACACGCGGCUCAGCUCCCCCGAGGCGGGGGGCGAGCGCUUCUACUCCUCGCGGAUCGUGCGCCUCUGCGUCGACGACCCCAGGUUCUACUCCUACGUGGAGUUUCCCAUCGGGUGCUCUCGGGACGGCGUGGAGUACCGGCUGGUCCAGGACGCGUACCUGACCCGGCCCGGGCGGGAGCUGGCCCUCUCGCUGGGCCUGGAGGAGGAGGAGGACGUCCUCUUCGCCGUCUUCGCUCAGGGCCAGAAGGACUGGGCCCACCCUCCCAAGCAGUCUGCGCUCUGCCUGUUCACCCUGCGCAGCAUCAAGCAGAAGAUUAAGGAGCGGAUGCAGUCCUGCUACAGGGGCCAGGGCCGGCUGUCUCUGCCCUGGCUGCUCAACAAGGAGCUGGCCUGCAUCAACUCGCCCCUGCAGAUCCACGAUGACUUCUGCGGCCAGGACUUCAACCAGCCGCUGGGCGGGACCAGCUCCAUCCAGGGCACGCCGCUCUUCGUGGACGAGGACGACGGGAUGACCUCGGUGGCGGCCUACCGUUACCAUGGCAACACUGUGGCCUUCGCCGGCACCCGCAGCGGCAGGCUGAAAAAGAUCCUGGUCAACUCGGUCAACCCUGAGCAGCCCCCUCUGCUGUACGAGAACCUGGUGGUGAGCGAGGGAGCCAGCAUCCUGCGAGACAUGGUGUUCAGCCCCGACUACCUGCACAUCUACACCCUCACCGAAAACCAGGUGACCCGUGUUCCUGUAGAGAGCUGUGAGCAGUACAGCAGCUGUGUUCAGUGCGUGGACUCCAGAGACCCCCACUGUGGCUGGUGUGUCCUACAAAACAUCUGUUCGCGGAAGGACCGGUGCGACCGGGCGGAUGAACCGCAGCGUUUCGCCUCAGAACCGCAGCAGUGCGUGGAUCUCAGCGUCCAACCCAGCAACAUCUCUGUCACCAUGUCUGAAGUUCAGCUGGUCCUGCAGGCGCGGAACGUCCCGGACCUCUCGGCCGGGGUCAACUGCUCUUUCGAGGACUACAGCGAGAGCGAAGGGCGCAUCGAGGGCGAGGAGGUCUACUGCCUUUCCCCCCCCGCCCGCGCCGUGGCCCCCAUCACCCACGGCCUGGGCGGCCAGCGGGCGGUGAAGCUGUAUCUGAAGUCCCAGGAGACGGGGGAGAGGUUCGCCAGCGUGGACUUCAUCUUCUUCAACUGCAGCGUUCACCAGUCCUGUCUCUCCUGUGUGAACGGCGCAUUCCCCUGCCACUGGUGCAAGUACCGCCACAUGUGCACACACAACGCCCGAGACUGCUCCUUCCUGGAGGGCCGGGUCAACACGUCAGAGGAGUGCCCUCUGCUCCUCCCCUCCUCCCAGAUGUACAUCCCGGUGAGCGUGUUGAGGCCCAUCACCCUGCUGGCCCGGAACCUUCCGCACCCUCAGUCGGGCCAGCGCAGCUACGAGUGUGUGUUCAGCGUGCAGGGCAGGGAGCUGAGUGUGACCGCGCUACGUUUCAACAGCUCCAGCGUCCAAUGCCAGCGCACCUCGUAUGACUACGAGGGAAAUGACAUCAGUGACCUGCCCGUGGACCUGUCCUUGGUCUGGAAUGGAAACUUUGUCAUCGACAACCCCUACAGUAUCCAAGCUCACCUGUAUAAGUGCUUCGCCCUGCGGGACAGCUGUGGCAUGUGUUUGAAGGCGGACCCACGGUUUGAGUGUGGCUGGUGCGUUCAGGAGAAGAAGUGCUCCCUCCGGCAGGAAUGCGCCCCCCCAGAGAGCACGUGGAUGCACCCCACCACGGGGAACCCCCGCUGCACACACCCCAAAAUCACCAAGCUGUCUCCUGAGACCGGCCCCAGACAGGGGGGCACGUGGCUCACUAUCUCAGGGGAGAACCUGGGCCUGGUCUUCCAGGACAUCCAGAACGGGGUGCGUGUGGGAAAAGUGCCGUGCCAGCCAAUGGAGGGGAAGUACAUCAGUGCCGAGCGUAUUGUGUGUGAGCUGGCUGAUGCCACAGGUCACCGUUUCCCGGAGGCAGCGGUGGAAGUGUGUGUGGGGAGCUGUGCUGCAGAGUAUCGGGCUCUGUCCCCCAAACCCUUCUCCUUCGUGUCCCCGAUGUUCACUCGUGUGCAGCCCACACAGGGCCCUCUUUCUGGAGGGACCCUCAUCACCAUCGAGGGGAGCAACCUCAACUGUGGGAGCAGCGUCGUCAUCAAUAUUGGCCUUCGUCCCUGCCGCUUUGAGAGGCGGAGCAGCAAGGAGAUGGUGUGCACCACGCCCCCAGGGUCCGUUUCGGAAAGCUCACCCGUCAUGGUGGACAUCAACUGGGCCGAGCUACGCAACCCAGAGGUCAAGUUCAGCUACCGCCCCGACCCCACCAUCCUGAGGCUCGAACCCGCCUGGAGCAUCGCCAGCGGCGGGACCCCAGUUACGGUUACAGGCACCAAUCUGGCAACCAUCAAGCAACCGAAGAUCCGGACCAAGUACGGGGCGGCAGAGUCGUUCCACAACUGCACCGUGUACAACGACACCAUCAUGGUGUGUUUGGCGCCCUCUGUGGCCAGGUCGGGGAAGGGCGUCUCGGAGGCAGGCAGCGGCGUGGAUGAGAUUGGCUUCGUCAUGGACGGUGUGCGGUCGGUGGCGGUGUUGAACGAGAGCUUCAGCUACUUCCCUGACCCCGUCCUGGAGCCCCUGAGUCCCACGGGGGUCCUGGAGCUCAAGCCCACCUCCCCGCUCAUCCUCAAGGGUCGGAAUCUGAUUCCCUCGGUGCCUGGGAACGGCAGGCUGAACUACACGGUGCUGAUUGGAGAGACGCCGUGCGUGCUGACUCUGUCCGAGACCCAGCUGCUCUGCGAGUCGCCCAACCUGACCGGACUGCACAAAGUGACGGUGAGAGUGGGGGGGUUCCAGCACUCCCCAGGCUCAUUGCAGGUGUACUCGGACAGCGUGUUGACUCUGCCCUCCCUGGUGGGGAUGGCGGGGGGAGGGGCGGUGCUGCUGCUCCUCAUCAUCGGCGUGCUCGUCGCCUACAAGCGCAAGUCCCGCGCCGCAGACCGCUCGCUCCGACGCCUGCAGCUGCAGAUGGACAACCUGGAGUCCCGCGUCGCCCUGGAGUGCAAGGAAGCGUUCGCCGAGCUGCAGACAGACAUCCACGAGCUGACCCAGGAGCUGGACGGGGCAGGGAUCCCCUUCCUGGACUACCGCACCUACGCUAUGAGGGUCCUGUUCCCCGGCAUCGAGGACCACCCUGUGCUCAAGGAGCUGGAGGUCCCAGCCAAUGUGGAGAAGGCCCUGACGUUGUUCGGCCAGCUGCUGAAUAAGAAGCACUUCCUGUUGACGUUCAUCCGCACGCUGGAGGCUCAGCGCUCCUUCUCCAUGAGGGACCGGGGGAAUGUGGCGUCCCUCAUCAUGACCGCCCUGCAGGGGGAGAUGGAGUAUGCCACCGGGGUGCUCAAACAGCUGCUGUCCGACCUCAUCCACAAGAACCUGGAGAGCAAGAACCACCCCAAGCUGCUCCUGCGCAGAACCGAGUCCGUCGCCGAAAAAAUGCUGACGAACUGGUUCACCUUCCUUCUGUACAAGUUCCUGAAGGAGUGUGCGGGCGAGCCUCUCUUCAUGCUGUACUGUGCGAUGAAACAGCAGAUGGAGAAGGGGCCCAUAGACGCCAUCACUGGAGAGGCCAGAUACUCUCUGAGCGAAGACAAGCUCAUCCGCCAGCAGAUCGACUACAAGACCCUGACCCUGCACUGCGUGAACCCGGAGAGCGAGGGCGGGCCGGAGGUGACGGUGAAGGGGCUGAACUGCGACACCAUCACCCAGGUGAAGGAGAAGCUGCUGGACACGGUCUACAAGGGCAGCCCCUACUCCCAGAGGCCCAAAGCCUCCGACAUGGACCUGGAGUGGCGUCAGGGCAGGAUGGCCAGGAUGAUCCUUCAGGACGAGGACGUCACCACCAAGAUCGACAACGACUGGAAGCGCCUCAACACACUGGCCCACUAUCAGGUGACGGACGGCUCUGUCAUUGCCCUGGUGCCUAAGCAGAACUCUGCCUACAACAUCUCCAACUCCGCAACCUUCACCAAGUCUCUCAGCCGAUACGGAGCACAGGGCAGAGCCUGGGGGAAGGUGAUUGGCCCAGCUGAGACCAGGCUCUGUUUCCCAGCCCCUGUGUGGUGUGUCCUCUCCCAGGGCACGCUGCAGAAGUUUGUGGACGACCUGUUUGAGACCAUCUUCAGCACGGCCCACCGUGGCAGCGCCCUCCCACUCGCCAUCAAGUACAUGUUCGACUUCCUGGACGAGCAGGCCGACAAGCACCAGAUCACCGACCCCGACGUCAGACACACCUGGAAGAGCAACUGCCUACCCUUGAGGUUCUGGGUGAACGUAAUAAAGAACCCGCAGUUCGUCUUCGACAUCCACAAGAGCAGCAUCACAGACGCCUGCCUGUCUGUGGUAGCACAGACCUUCAUGGACUCCUGCUCCACCUCCGAGCACAAGCUGGGCAAGGACUCCCCCUCCAACAAGCUGCUCUACGCCAAGGAUAUCCCCAACUACAAGAGCUGGGUGGAGAGGUACUACUCCGACAUCUCGCGGAUGCCAGCGAUGAGUGACCAGGAUAUCAGCGCCUACCUUGCAGAGCAGUCACGGCUGCACCUGGGCCAGUUCAACAGCAUGAGCGCCCUGCACGAGAUCUACUCCUACAUCAUCAAGUACAAGGAGGAGAUCCUGGGCGAGCUGCAGAAGGAGGAGCCAGCUCGCAGGCAGAGGCUGAGCAGCAAGCUGGAGCAGGUGAUCGACACCAUGGCGCUAACGAGCUGAGGAGGGCUGGGCUCACACUGAGCGCCACGCACUGGAGACGCAGCGCGCUGGGGAACUGUUUUAUGUGCACACACACAUAUGCUCACACACACACACAAACACACACAUAUACUCACACACACACACACACACACACACACACUCACUCACUC
Molecule: messenger RNA, 5696 nt
Organism: Conger conger (European conger)
Lineage: Eukaryota; Metazoa; Chordata; Actinopteri; Anguilliformes; Congridae
Product: plexin-A1-like
Biological process (GO): regulation of cell migration; negative regulation of cell adhesion; regulation of GTPase activity
Cellular component (GO): semaphorin receptor complex
Molecular function (GO): protein binding; semaphorin receptor activity
Source: RefSeq, a predicted model, not a curated record